AUGUUGAAGAAAAGACUCGCCCUCGAAGCUAAGCCAGCCUGGGUCACAGCCGUAGAUGGAGGACCACGAAGAGUGAACCAUGCUUCUGCUGCUAUCGGAGAAAGGGUGUACCUCUUCGGUGGCUACUGUUCUCUGGACUCGACGCCCUACUCGGACCAAGCUACAAGAUCUGUCUCCACCAUUGAUGUCUUCUGUUUAGAUUCGAAGACGAUGCGCUGGAAGAAGCUCCGGGACAAAGAUGGCUCGGAUAAAGUGAAGAACAUCGUAGACAGGAACUCUUUCAAGGACACCCCUUACAUGCGAUAUGGGCACGCAGUCACCCCAUACAAAGAUAAAGUUUAUCUCUGGGGUGGGAGAAACGACCAGUACGGCCCAGACGCCGACAUGUUUUGUUACUGCACCAUGAAGAAUUCGUGGGAGAAGGUCGAAUGGUCGGGAAAUCGUCCCUUCGGCCGCGAUGGACACACGAUGAACACAUGGAACGACAAAAUAAUCAUUUUCGGCGGAUUUGACGCCGAAUACGACACUUACUCCAACGAUACACACAUCUUUGAUAUCAAGGAAAAGUCCUGGAGCCGCGUGGUCACUUCUGGAAGUGCUCCGCGCUGGCGAGAUUUCCAUACUGCUGUCAUUAUCCGAGAUCGUCUUUUCAUUUUCGGCGGACGGUGCGAUGUAUUUGGCACUCAGCAGAGCGCCCGUGAUUACUACGACCCUUCCGUGAAAUACUUGGAUCUGAAGAGUCUGAAGUGGUCAAACCAGUUGGAUAAAGUCGCACCAGAUGCGGAACAGCCAAUUGGUCGACGAUCUCAUGCUGCUUUUGCCUAUAACGAGAAGAUGUUUAUUUUCGGCGGCUACAAUCAGCGCGAAAAAAACCAUUUCAAUGAUCUUUGGUGCUUCGACCCAGAAACAUGUAUUUGGUACCCGAUCUUUCCCUCGGGAAAGAAUCCAAGCCCCAGAAGACGGCACACUGCUUCUUGCAUCGGCUCAAAAGUCCUGAUAUCAGGCGGGACAGCACCAGUCGAAGAUCGAAGCAGAUGGCUCAGCGAUCCCGUCGAGUCAGAGGACGAAGAAAUCGCCCUGAAAGACCUCGCCGAAACCGUCUUGCUGGAUUUCGAUCCGACGCUCAAGACCUUCUGCCUAAUGGAGGUGAUGAAGAACUUGGCGAUGCUGAACAGCCUAGACGCUCCUCAAUUGCCGAAGACGCUCAUAAACGAACUGAGCGAUCUGACCGAAGACAAUGAGAUCUCUUGCAAGCGUACUAAUGGGGAAAGACCAAGGAAAAAGAAGAACGCACGGCCUGUGCUUUCCUACCGUAUCAAGGAUGUCCCACGCUCUAAAGGAUAA
Oikopleura dioica is the source of this 1344-nucleotide messenger RNA. The record is from the annotation of a GenBank genome assembly. NCBI's taxonomy places the organism in Eukaryota, Metazoa, Chordata, Appendicularia, Copelata, Oikopleuridae.